Molecule: messenger RNA, 549 nt
Organism: Caenorhabditis remanei
Lineage: Eukaryota; Metazoa; Nematoda; Chromadorea; Rhabditida; Rhabditidae
Exons: 3
Coding region: 1-549 (182 amino acids)
Source: RefSeq, a predicted model, not a curated record
AUGAUAUUGCUAACAAUAUUCCUGAUUGGUUCUGUUUUCGGAUAUGAUGAGAGCAAAUGUAAUCCAUCUGACCUGCCGAUAGCUAUGAAAUGUAUCCUUAAUCAUCGAGAAAUACGGGAACAAGCCGUAUCUCUUGAUUUGAACGAUAAUAAAAACGUUGUAAAACUGAAUAACAUAUGUAUUGAGUUUCUUAAAUGUGCGGUCCCAAUGAAAUGUGGUGGAGAAGGUAAAGAUGUUGAGAAUAUUGACAAAGCGAUUUCUUACUGUGACGCUGUUGCUUUUCACGUUUCCGCUGAAUACAGCGUUUGUGCUGAAAUAGUUGAUACGAAGAACUCUACAUGUGUUCAAGGAUGGAAUCCGUUUCCGGAUAUAGAAGACUCGCCGGCAGAACAAGAGAAACGUCAGAAGGAAGCAUGUGAAAACUUCUUUGGAAAAGAUGGAUGUUUGGAACAAGAGAUCACGGAUAAUUGCAGUUUGGAGACAUGGAAAAACUUCAAAAAGCACUAUCUGGCAUUGAACAAAAUAAUUGAAGCAUGCGAUUUCGAAUGA